Molecule: messenger RNA, 1373 nt
Organism: Silurus meridionalis
Lineage: Eukaryota; Metazoa; Chordata; Actinopteri; Siluriformes; Siluridae
Product: microfibril-associated glycoprotein 4-like
Exons: 8
Coding region: 661-1227 (188 amino acids)
Biological process (GO): elastic fiber assembly
Source: RefSeq, a predicted model, not a curated record
CUAACAGGAUACUAGGUAAGGGAGCGCGGUGUGCGCGUGCCCUCAGCCUGUUCCUGACGCCAGCUCGUUUCCCUCGCGGGCACCGGUACGGGUCGCGUCCUUUGUUCACCCUCAGGAUCUCUCUCGGCCAGCAUGGGUCCGGGUUUAAAAGCGGCGAAAGUGGAAGUAACAGCUCAGUGGUUACAAUGUUGGGCUUCUGAACCAAAAGUUGGAGUUUAAUCCCAGCACCACCAACCUGCCAGUUCUGGGCCCUUGUGCAAGUCCUUAACCCUCAGUUGUAUAAAUAAGAAAGAUCCAUUUUGAAGAAAAGGUAUGACAGAGAUAGGCGGUAGUUUGGGAGUUCAGAAGUGUUUAUAAAGGAGAACAUCGAGAAAAGAAAGGAGUAAAGAAUAGUAGGUGUUUUGGGACCACGAACUCAAAGAAUCAAGGCAUUGUUUUCUGGAGGCAGUUGAAGUUGGACACUAAAAUGAUGGACGUGGUGUUCUUGGUGUUUUCGGUGGUCUCUGUGUUUGGUGUUCUGCCCCGCUGGUUGAAAGUACUCCUGUUUCUCAGGAUGGUCUUCCAACAGACUGCUCUGAUGUUUAUGCUAGAGGUCAGAAAGUCAGUGGUGUGUACACAAUCUACCCCACAGCAGGCACACCUGUCCAGGUCUACUGUGAUAUGGGCUGUCUGGGAAGCAAAGCUGAUGAUGGGUGUUGGACGGUGAUUCAGAGGAGAAUGGACGGCAGUGUGAACUUCUACAGACCAUGGAAACACUACAAGAAAGGGUUUGGGAACAAGUAUGGAGAAUACUGGCUGGGAUUAGAAAACAUCUACCAGCUCACACACAAGAGGAAAUACGAGCUGAAGGUGGACCUGCAGGACUUUGAUGGAGCAACAGCUUUUGCUCGCUAUUCCUCCUUCUCUAUAGACUCUGAAGCUGAAGGCUACAAACUGCAUGUUAGUGGUUUCAUCAAUGGAGGUGCAGGUGAUUCUCUGGCUACACACAAUGGACAGAAAUUCUCCACCUUUGAUAAAGACCAGGACUCGUAUGCAGAGAGGAACUGUGCUAAACUCUACCUUGGGGCUUUUUGGUACAGUAACUGCCACCAUGCUAAUCCUAACGGGAUUUACCUGUGGGGACGUGAUGGUACUUAUUCCGGCAUUGGAAAUGUGUGGCAGCACUGGAGACCCCAUGAUCAUUCUCUCAAGUACAUCGCUAUGAAGAUCAGACCUGUAGCAAAAUGAUGAGUUUCUCUUUAUAACAUCAUUGUUCUUCAUGAGGUGGUGGUGGAUUCUUUCUCAUCAUUCUUUUAAUCUCUUUUCUGUCACUUACAAUUCAGAAGCAGAAUAAAAUCACACGUGCAAAAUAAUAAAUAAAAAAUAGCAUUUUA